AAACCCUUCAAAAUAAAGAAAAAUUAAAAGAUGGCGAGAUUAUUCCCCAACUUAGACACAGUCCCACUCACCAAUCAUCCCAAAUUUGCGGAAACAUCGAAUCUUCGAAAAAAACGCAGAGUUCAUCAUCAAAUUCGAUUUUCUGCUUCACUGAGUCGUCGUCAAUUCAGAACAACUCUAGCAAUGUCGCUAAACCCAGUGAAUGAGCCACAAAAGAUAGUUGUACUCAACUAUCAAAGCGAAAAGCUGGUUGGGCUGUUACAUGAUACAGGAUCCAAAGAUGUUGUGAUAGUCUGCCAUGGGUUCACAAGCCGUAAGGAGAACAAAAUGAUGGUAAACAUUUGUGGUGCAUUGGAGAAGGAAGGGAUAAGUGCCUAUCGUUUUGACUUCUCUGGAAAUGGAGAAAGUGAUGGUACAUUUGCCUACGGAAACUACAUGAAAGAGGUGGAAGAUUUAUGUGCUGUGGUCAAACAUUUUAAUGGGGAAAACCGAAUUGUGAGUGCAAUUGUAGGCCAUAGUAAAGGAGGUGAUGUUGUCUUACUAUAUGCUUCGAAGUAUCAUGAUAUUCGCACGGUUGUCAAUCUGUCUGGGCGUUAUGACUUAAAGAAAGGCAUAGCAGAACGUUUGGGUGAAGACUUCAUGGAAAGAAUCAAGAAGAACGGAUACAUGGAUGUGGAGUGUCAAAAAACAGGAAAGGUAUUGUAUCGUGUGACCGAGGAAAGUUUGACUGAGCGCUUGAAUACGGAUAUGCAUGAGUUAGCCCCUAGGAUUGACAAAAAUUGCAGGGUGUUGACUGUUCAUGGAUCUACCGAUGAAAUAAUCCCCGUUGAAGAUGCAUAUGAAUUCUCUAAGAUAAUACCGAAUCACAAAUUGCACAUCAUUGAAGGAGCAAAUCAUUGUUUCACUGAACACCAAGAUGAGGUAGUCCCAGUCGUCAUCGACUUCAUCAAGUCGUGCAUGCAGCAAAACAAAGAAAGCUCUGACUAGGUAUGCUAAUGCUUAUUGCUAUUUCGUAAUGGCCACUUUUUUUGGUUUCUUUAACGAAGGUUUGAGCUAUGCAAUGUUUUGCCUUACUUAGGGUUACACUUCUUUUGAAGGUUUAUUCUUACAGAUCUAAGGGAUUUUCAAUUUAAGCAAUUUGCUCAAGAUCUUUUUGUUCCGAGCAAUGAUCUAGAUCUUUCCAAUUCAUAUUACUUUCUCAUUGUUGUGUACAUUUAAAUUCUUGGUCCCGCCACUGAUUGUGUAUAUUCACCGGAAAGGAAAUUUUCCUGGCCGCUCAUUGUUGUGUGUAUUCACCAGAAAGACUAAAUUCUCGACCGUCCAUUUUGGUAAUGCUUUUGUUGCCAAAAUCUAGGAUAGCUCUCAAGUUUCCAGACUUUAGCAUGAGAGCUUUUGAGGAAAUUGUAAUAUUAAUAAGUCGUCCUUGGUAAUUUUUAAAGUAUUUUUGAAACUCAAUAA
This is a messenger RNA of Spinacia oleracea (spinach), 1458 nucleotides long. RefSeq lists its product as uncharacterized. The transcript has 7 exons. NCBI's taxonomy places the organism in Eukaryota, Viridiplantae, Streptophyta, Magnoliopsida, Caryophyllales, Amaranthaceae. Gene Ontology annotation, cellular component: cytosol. Bases 31 to 987 code for a protein of 318 amino acids. The record is from RefSeq and is a predicted model, not a curated record.